AUGCAAAUUAAUCUUCAAGAAAAAGAAGAACUAAGCGAAAGCAUUAAAACUGAAAACGAUAAUUUAACUGUUAAAUUUCACUGUGAACAAGACCAAAAAGUAGUUUUUUGUCAUUUACCAAAAAUAAAUCCCCAAGGAACUUUCAUUAUUAACGGUCACGAAAAGGUAGUAGUACUUCAAUCAGUAAGAGCUCCUACAAUCUACCAUUUUGCUACUGAAAAACAAAAUGCUUUCUACAGCGAAAUAAUCCCUUUUAAGGGAAUAAGCAUUAAUCUAUUAGAUAUACUAAAAACUUUCGCUGUCAGCCCAGAACUCUUGAAACAAUUUUUUAAUCCAGAAGAUUUAAAUAUUGAAGAUUACCAAGCAAUUAAACCACUAGAAAUAGGAGAAAGUUUGCCACAAUUCUUAUUUACUAAGAAAAAUUCUUACUUUGAUAUUGGAAAACUCGGAAGGAGAAAAUUUAGCCAAAAAAUAGACAUUUUUCAGUAUUUACAAGAUCAAACUUUAGUUGAAGACUUACGUGAUGAAAAUGGAAAAAUAAUCCUAAAAAAAAAUACUAUCUUAGCAGGAGAAAAAUUUCAACUUCUCCGACAAAGUUUUAAAAAUAAAAAAUUGGCCGGUUUUACAGUUCCCCAUGCUAACCAUAAAUUAUAUGUAAUUAAAAUACAAUCGCCAAAGAACAAAAAAAACUUUUUAUCUUUGAUCGGCAUGGAAGAAAUUCCUCCAGAAGAAAAAACUUUUUUUGACUUAGCUGACCUAAUCUGUGCUGUUUCCAACCAUAUCAAUUUAUACCAUGAUUUAGGUAAAAUCGAAAAAGAAGAAGAAAAAGAUAAAUUAGAAAAUCAAAUCAUUCGUCGUGUAGGUGAUCUAGUCUACAACAUAUUUGAUAAUAAAUUAGGCAGUUUUUUGCAAGACAUUGACAAUAAAUAUUUGUCUAAUAUUUCUCAAUUAAAGAAAGCUGACUUAAUGAAAAUUCCUAACUUAAACGAUUUUGACAACUUUAUUCGUCAUUUUUUUAAUACUUCCGCUUUAGUUCAAUUACAAAAUCAAAAUAAUCCCUUAGCACGAGCUUCCUAUUCAAGAAAACUUAGUGUCCUAGGCCGAGGAGGAUUUAAAUCAGCUAAUACCACUUUAGAGGCUCGUAAUAUCAAUCCUUCUUAUUGCGGACGCUAUGAUCUGGUAGAAACUCCAGAAGGACAAAGAGUCGGUCUUGUUCACAAUCUAACUAUUGACGCAGAAAUAAAUGAUGAAGGGCAAGUAGAAACGUCUUAUUAUCUUGUUAAACAAGGAAUAAUCACUGAUAAAUUGGUUUACUUAACCAGUGAAGAAGAAUGA
Molecule: messenger RNA, 1335 nt
Organism: Ambispora leptoticha
Lineage: Eukaryota; Fungi; Glomeromycota; Glomeromycetes; Archaeosporales; Ambisporaceae
Source: the annotation of a GenBank genome assembly